This is a messenger RNA of Eurytemora carolleeae, 3033 nucleotides long. It is a transcript of the gene Achl, whose product is annotated as la-related protein 6. Bases 549 to 2234 code for a protein of 561 amino acids. The transcript is spliced from 4 exons. The record is from RefSeq and is a predicted model, not a curated record. NCBI's taxonomy places the organism in Eukaryota, Metazoa, Arthropoda, Copepoda, Calanoida, Temoridae. Gene Ontology annotation, cellular component: nucleus. Gene Ontology annotation, biological process: RNA processing. Gene Ontology annotation, molecular function: mRNA binding.
CUAGUGCGAUCAGUAGUGAGAGGUCUGCUUAGGGAGGUGGUACUAAUCUCCGCCUUUCAUACGUGCAGCACGAUAUUCAGACAGUCACACGAGAAGAAGUAAGGUUGAGGUUUCCCCGCCCAGAACCGUCUUCAUCUUAGUUUGUCUUCUUUCGUCUCUUUCGUGGACACGGACAUAAAUCGGCAAAACUUCGUUGGCAGUUGAGAUCUUCGUCGGUUAAGAGCUCAAUCGACGAUAAGCUAGAGCAGUCUGGAUUUGGUACCGCAGCUACUAGUUUUCGUGGCAUUAAAAUCUCUUCGCUCUACCAGUAGAGAAGAAGAGCCGAGUCCAACCCAAUAUUAAUAUUUAACUAAACCUACACCCUCAGUCUCUACACACGUGUAAAGAGGAACCCUCCCAUAUCCACCAGCUCCUACUAAACUAAGAAUAGGUCCCUGCUGACCUACCCCCACCAGCUACCCCGACCACCUGACCUUGUACCUGUGAUAUCCUUGUUAUUGAUUGAUUGUUAUAUAAACCCAGCACGACUGUGAUAAACCGACUGCAAUAUGGCUUUUUACGGUCAUCCUGCUCCGUUCCAGCUUUACGCCUAUGCUCCGAUGCCGAUUCCCAAUCCUGAGUUUUACGCCGUGUACCCCCCUGGAGGUCCUGCUGGAGCAGGGAUGGAGGGAGGUCAAUUCUUCUACGAACCCAGUCACAAAGGAAAUUAUGGACAUCCAGGAAAACACUUUAACCGGAAGGAUUCUGCCGACUCCGGUAUCUCUGUUGACAGGAAGUCAUCAACCAACUCUAAUGUGAGUAUUGGCAGUAUCAUGGAGGAGCCUGGAGAGGAUACUAUUAAGGAGGAGAUUGUCUAUGUUGAACCUGAUCUAGAUCUCUGUGAGAAGAUCACCCAGCAGGUUGAGUUCUACUUCUCCGAUGCGAACAUUACUAAGGACAAAUUUCUUCUGAAACACGUGAAGAGGAACAAGGAGGGAUUUGUCAGUCUCAAGCUCAUAUCCAGCUUCAAGAGGGUCAAGCACCUAACCAAGGACUGGAGACAGGUCGCUACUGCUAUCAAGCAGUGCUCCAGCAGGUUGGAGAUCAACGACGUCGAGACCAAGGUCCGUCGUCUCGAGGAUCUACCUCCUUAUGACGAAACAACUCCGUCCCGCACGGUGGUUGUUCUAAACCUACCCAUGGAUCGCCCCACCAUUGAGGGAGUUGCAGAAAUAUUCAAAACUUGCGGAGAUAUUGUCCUUGUUAGGAUCCUGAGACCAGGGAAUCCGAUCCCUACCGACAUCAAGCAGUAUGUUGCCAAGCACCCGGAGAUGCUAACCAAGGUUUGCGCCCUGGUUGAAUUCGAGAGAACAGAAUUUGCUCAAAAGGCGGUGAAUAAUUUACAUGAGGAGGAGGAGGAGAAGAUGAAGGUGAUGGAGCUCACCGCCACUCCGCUCAAGAAUGGAAACAAGAAGAUUGAAGCGCGGAAGUUGGCUGAAAAGGCCGCUGCUAUGGCUAAGUCAGCUCCUCAAAGGAAGUACAGCCUUCAGAACAACUACAGCGCCCCCACCAUGAGCCAGGUGAUGGGACCCAGGGCUAGAAGGAUCUCUCUGAUGCCCAACAUGAAAUUUGGAUCCAUCCAUGAGGAUAUGAAGGAGAAUGUUGUUCCAAGGAAGGAGUACUCACUCAACCCCAACGCUCCAUCCUUCCAGAUGAACCCUGACGGAUCCUUCCAGAUGAUUCCUCCGAUGAACCAGAGGCGGAGAACCGGAAACCCAAUAAUGUAUAUGGAGGACGCUCCACAGUUUAUAGGUAUGCCAACCCGCCGUAUCUCAACACACGCCUUCAUGAAUGAAUCCGCCGUGGCAGGAUUAAAGGUUCCAACCAACGUGAUGAGGUUGCCCAAGGGUCCCGAGGGCAAGGGGUUCAGCAGCUGGUGCAAGAACAGGAUGGACGUUAAGGAGACAAAACGUCCGUCCAAGGCGAUACCAAUUGUUGCUCCGCCGACCAUUGUUACCCUGGCAGAGUCCCCUGAUGAGAAGGCAGAGGAGGAAGAGGAACCUGUUCCUUCAACCUCCAAGGAUAACCUCCAGGUUCCUUCUAUCAAGGUGGAGGCUGCAUCCUCCGCUGAGGGAAGUGAGGACGAGGCUGUUGUCCCGGACAAGGCCGACUCCUGUGACUCCGGCCACGAGGAUACCUGCUCCGAACCUGACGCUCAUGAAUACCCUCUUGGGGCUCACGAGAAAACUCGUUAAACCUUCAGUAUUAUAUUCCGCUAGCCUAGCCUACCCUGUAUAUACUCGGAUCCCAUGACUAACCCCCACCAACCCUCUCUACUGUAUGAGUGUCGAAUCUAGUCAUUCCAUGAAUCAUCCUUAGACCCUCUUCUCCAUCCUUUCGGUUUAUCCUUUAGCCUUACCUUGCCUUUCGAACCCUACUCUGUCUUUCUUAGAAAGUUCAAAUAUUCCUGUAAAAUUAUUCAUCCAAUUAUAAAUUAUAAUCAUGUUAUUCUAACACUAAAUUCCUUUCCUCUCUUCCCUGGCGCUGCAGCGGCUACCCCUGGAGAACCUGGAACCUGAACCUUCCAAGAAGAAUCAAGAUAUAAAGCAAAAACCCUACCCUGAGCUGAAUCCGUCCUGCUCUUAGUGUUUUUUAGUAGAUUAAUCUUCGGGACGGAUUCAGCUCUCGUCCUGUCCUUCAUUUGAUCUGUACAUAAACUUCAUCUCUCUCUCCAGGUCCUAAUAAUAAUAAUAAUAAUAAGAGGCUAGUCAUAAAUCUAAAUCUGAGUCAUAAUGUAAAAUAUUAAUCUAGAACAUUUUUAAACUUGCGGCCAAAAAUUUACUUAACUCAGAAGCAUACAUUAAUUCCUCCUUAUAACAAAGGAAUGCUUUUUUAGAAUAAUUGGUAGUAAUCCAUGAUAUACUGUACAGUGUGCAGUAAAAAUACUUUAAACUUUUUGUAUCAAAAUUUAUAUAUUUUUAAGGCGGCAAAUUUUUGAUUGGAAAUUGACAUUUCGGAAUAUGCGCAUUUUGCUAAACUUGUUAAAUAUUUGUA